This is a messenger RNA of Apis florea (little honeybee), 3670 nucleotides long. RefSeq lists its product as uncharacterized. The record is from RefSeq and is a predicted model, not a curated record. Lineage: Eukaryota; Metazoa; Arthropoda; Insecta; Hymenoptera; Apidae.
UUAAAUUUUUCUUUCGACGCAGUAUUACACCGCCUACCGCGUCCAACGUCGUUGCUGCGACGGAUACGCAUCGAAGGACGGUGUUUGCGUGCCCGUUUGCACCCCACCUUGCAUCAACAGCCAAUGCAUGCCGAAUAAUUAUUGCGAAUGCGACUAUGGAUACACGAGGGAUGAAUAUGCGAAGAACAAGUGUUUACCGUAUUGCUACAAUUGCGCCAACGGAAAGUGCAUACGGCCGGGCGUAUGCGAAUGCAAUACCGGAUAUCGAAUGAACGAGAACAAUGUCUGCGAGCCAAUCUGCGCCCAAAACUGCGAGAAGCAACACGCUUAUUGCUCCUCGCCCGACAUCUGCACCUGCAAUGUUGGUUACAAGGCUGUGAAUCGUCAAUGCAAGCCAGUCUGCUCGUUCAAAUGCGUCAACUCGAACUGCACCGCGCCCGAUAAGUGUACCUGUCGCGAUGGCUACGAGCCGAGCUGGUACAGCAAGUACGAAUGCGUGCCGAAGUGCAAGAACGGUUGCCUGCACGGUGUUUGCACGGGGCCGAACGUGUGCACGUGCAACGCGGGAUACGAGAUGGGCGACGACAACGAGUGCGGCCCGAUUUGCAGCCAGCCGUGCACGAUGGGCACGUGCGAGGCCCCGGAAUUUUGUCGUUGUUACAAGGGUUACAGUUUGAGCCACGACUCUCCGUACAAUUGCGAGCCAAUCUGCGAGAAGGGUUGCGCGAACGGGACGUGCACGGCGCCCGCCACGUGCACCUGUCACCACGGUUACAUACAUCACGGCGACCACGCGAUGCAACACGUUUGCGUCCCACAUUGCGAGGAAUCUUGCGAGCCGCACGGGGAAUGCACCGCCCCCGAUAUCUGCACUUGUUACGAGGGUUAUCGGCUCGAUGACGGGAGCCAGACGAAGUGCAAGCCUAUCUGCGAGCAAACUUGCGUGAACGGAUACUGCAGUGCACCGGGGGUAUGCGAAUGCGAUCCAGGCUACGAGCAUUCCACGAGCAACCGUACCGUGGCCGUCUGCCGACCCGUCUGCGUGAACGAGUGCAUAAACGGAUAUUGCAGUCGCCCCAAUACCUGCGAGUGCAACCCGGGCUAUCGAUUUUCAACGCACACGUCCGAUCUCUGCGAGCCUUUCUGCGAGCAGCCUUGCAACAACGGCCACUGCACCAGCCCCAACCGAUGCACUUGCAACAGCGGCUACCACCCGAGCCCGAACGACCCCUUUACUUGCGACCCGACCUGCAACCAGGAAUGCCACUUCGCAACUUGCACCGCGCCCGACACGUGCACCUGCCAUCGUGGAUACUCGGCAAGAAACGCGACGGUUUGCGACCCCGUUUGCGAGACAGCCUGCGUGAACGGGUAUUGCAGUGCACCGGAGACCUGUGCCUGUAAUUUCGGUUACGAAUUGUCCGAACACGAUCACCACGUGUGUUCGCCAAUAUGCGAACAGCUAUGCAAGAACGGCUACUGCAGCGCGCACGAUGGGCACGGUUACAGUUUGAGCCACGACUCUCCGUACAAUUGCGAGCCAAUCUGCGAGAAGGGUUGCGCGAACGGGACGUGCACGGCGCCCGCCACGUGCACCUGUCACCACGGUUACAUACAUCACGGCGACCACGCGAUGCAACACGUUUGCGUCCCACAUUGCGAGGAAUCUUGCGAGCCGCACGGGGAAUGCACCGCCCCCGAUAUCUGCACUUGUUACGAGGGUUAUCGGCUCGAUGACGGGAGCCAGACGAAGUGCAAGCCUAUCUGCGAGCAAACUUGCGUGAACGGAUACUGCAGUGCACCGGGGGUAUGCGAAUGCGAUCCAGGCUACGAGCAUUCCACGAGCAACCGUACCGUGGCCGUCUGCCGACCCGUCUGCGUGAACGAGUGCAUAAACGGAUAUUGCAGUCGCCCCAAUACCUGCGAGUGCAACCCGGGCUAUCGAUUUUCAACGCACACGUCCGAUCUCUGCGAGCCUUUCUGCGAGCAGCCUUGCAACAACGGCCACUGCACCAGCCCCAACCGAUGCACUUGCAACAGCGGCUACCACCCGAGCCCGAACGACCCCUUUACUUGCGACCCGACCUGCAACCAGGAAUGCCACUUCGCAACUUGCACCGCGCCCGACACGUGCACCUGCCAUCGUGGAUACUCGGCAAGAAACGCGACGGUUUGCGACCCCGUUUGCGAGACAGCCUGCGUGAACGGGUAUUGCAGUGCACCGGAGACCUGUGCCUGUAAUUUCGGUUACGAAUUGUCCGAACACGAUCACCACGUGUGUUCGCCAAUAUGCGAACAGCUAUGCAAGAACGGCUACUGCAGCGCGCCGAACGAAUGCAGUUGCGAUCCAGGUUACGGCCCAUCCGAGAACAGCACAGAUAUUUGCGAACCAAUUUGUGAACCGAAUUGCAUCAACGGCUAUUGCAUUCGUCCGGACGAAUGCGAGUGCGAUUCGGGUUAUCGAUCGUUGGAAACUGGUUCGAACAUUUGCCAACCUGUUUGCGAACAGCUAUGCAAGAACGGCUACUGCAGCGCACCGAACGAAUGCAGUUGCGAUCCAGGUUACGGUCCAUCCGAGAACAGCACAGAUAUUUGCGAACCGAUCUGCGAAGAAUCGUGCGGCGAGAACGGGAUCUGCGUCGCGCCGAACGCGUGCGAGUGCGCGCAGGGUUACGAGUCGCGUUCAAACGAGACUUCGUUUAACAAAGUUUGCGAGCCCGUGUGCGAGUUCGAGUGCGGGAACGGUAGCUGCGCGGCCCCGAACGAGUGCAUCUGCGACGCGGGUUACGCGAAGAGAGACGGGCGAGAUCGGUGCGAGCCGUUCUGCGAGUCUUGCGACAAUGGGACCUGCACGGGGCCCGAGGUGUGCGAGUGCGAGCAAGGUUUCGUCCCGCUUCGACGAGGGAAUGGAACCGUGUGCGAGCCGUAUUGCGAGAACUGCUCGAAUGGAAGCUGCGUGGCACCUGGCGACUGCGUGUGCAACGCCGGCUACGUGAAACGGGAUGACGAGGAGGAUGGAGGCUGCGUUGCCGCGUGUCGAAACAAUUGCAACGAUCGCGGGGUGUGCGAGGAGAGAAGUUGCCGUUGUUUCUACGGCUGGGACGGGGCGCAUUGCGAGGAGCCAAGAUUUUGCGUGUUGGUGAUGGAGAAUGGGAUGGUCGAACGGUUGAACGUAUGGAACGUAGAGCACGACGUGAACGAUACGAUUGAUUACGUGUUCGCGAACAGUCCAUUGUGUCAUCACGAUUGUUUGAGGAACGAGACGUUGUGCAGUGGAAAGUACAGGAAGAAUGGGAUGGAGAACGAUACGAUCGCCUGUCUGAUCGAUUCUAAUUGCGGUCGAGUGUACGCGUUGAUCUCGAGUCGUUUAACGACGAUAGGUGGGAUCGCCACGGGUAUCGCUAUGGUUGUAGCCAGUAGCGCCAUUCUGAUCUAUUCGCUGGCGCGAAACACGAGGAAGAGGAAAUUUUCUCUAGAUAACACGCCAUCGAUGCAGAUGCAGAAUCCGCGAGCCGCUUUGGGAACCGAGGAGUAGAACGGUUGAAAGACGAGUUUAUCGCUUGUAAUUUAUACGUUAAAUUAUUGUAAUCAAUAAAAAAGAAUUAAUAAAAAAGAGGGGAAAAAAGCGUAGCUUAGUUAAAUAACACUUGUUACUUCUGGAUUCGAUCUA